Messenger RNA from Archocentrus centrarchus (flier cichlid), 1870 nucleotides. Its product is annotated as B2 bradykinin receptor-like. Gene Ontology annotation, cellular component: membrane; external side of plasma membrane. Gene Ontology annotation, biological process: immune response; G protein-coupled receptor signaling pathway; calcium-mediated signaling. NCBI's taxonomy places the organism in Eukaryota, Metazoa, Chordata, Actinopteri, Cichliformes, Cichlidae. Gene Ontology annotation, molecular function: C-C chemokine receptor activity; C-C chemokine binding; bradykinin receptor activity. Bases 158 to 1168 code for a protein of 336 amino acids. The transcript is spliced from 2 exons. The record is from RefSeq and is a predicted model, not a curated record.
UGCAUUCUCCUUUAAGCAAACAAGUCAGAGAGAGACAGAAGACAGUAAAAGGUGGUACCGGGAGAGUGUAGCUGGCUGUUUUGAUGUUUUCUUUUUCCAUCUAGGAGGACAGACUCAUUUCCAUAAAAGAAUUCCUGCCAACUUCGACCCUGUAAAGAUGUCUGGAAACCAAAACAACACAAAUUGUUCUGUUGAAAGCAAUAGUUUGAUUUUAAUUCUGGUUCCAGCCUACAUCCUGGUCAUCAGUGUGCUUGGAAUUGUCUUUAAUGUGUUUGUGCUGAUGGUUUUCUGCCUCCACAAGAAGGCCUGCACUGUGGCUGAGAUCUAUUUGAGCAACCUGGCUGGUGCUGACCUUGUUCUGGUGUGUUGUUUGCCCUUCUGGGCUGAAUAUGUACGAAAUAACUAUAACUGGCUUUUCAGUGAAAGCCUGUGCAAGCUUGUACCAGCUGUUAUCAGCAUGAAUGCAUUCUGCAGCAUCUACUUCCUUGUUCUGGUUAGCAUAGACCGCUACGUAGCACUGGUGCACCCGCUUUCCCAUGAAAGAAUACGUAGGCCAUUUUACGCCAAACUGGGAUGCCUGGUUGUGUGGGGUCUUGGCUUGGUCUUCGCUCUCCCUGCAUUCAUCUACAGAAAGUUAAGAUUUGAGCCUUGGUCAAAUGGUACUCUGUUAUGUGAUGUUGACUACACAGGCAAUCAGUACCUGGUGUCUGAGGUGAUGACCAUUAUGUUCAGCUUCAUCAUCCCUGUUUCAAUUGUUUCCUUCUGCACUGUUAGCAUUAUUCAAGCACUGAGAAACCGGGUAAUGGGAGGUUUAAACAGUCAGAGAAUGGAGCAGAAGGCCAACACUCUCAUCUUGCUAGUUCUCCUCGCAUUCCUGAUCUGCUGGGUGCCAUUCCACGUGAGCAAGAUAAUGGAUGUGCUCGAAAACGUUGGCAUUCUGAGUUGUCAGAUCAUACUGAUCAUCUUCCAACAGGUCUCCACAUACUUAGCCUUCUUCAACAGUGUCCUUAACCCCAUUCUCUAUGUCAUUGCUGGGGAAAACUUCAGAAGAAGAGCAAAGGAACUUGUCAAGCAAUGGAACAAUAAGACAACAGAAACAUUCAGCCUCAUGUCAACACGCACACGUCUGACAACUGUGAAGCUGGGAAAGCCUCGAGCUGAUCUGUGAUUUUUUUGAGUUUUGAUGUGUGUUUUGAUGAGUUUCUGUAACAAAUUGAGCAGUUAUUCACCCAAACAUAAUAAUUUUUUCUUGUUAUGUAAUCUGAAUAUAUAGGGUUUUUUAACAUUAUUUAUGUAACACACUUGCUCCAGUAAGUGAUAUGCAGACAUAAUAUGUAUUUAUUUCACAGAUGUGACUACUUGAUGUAGUACUGUUUGAGCACACUAAGUGUUUCUCCAGCUGGAACAUAAUUUAUGGAUUUAGUUAAGAGAAGUAAGGGUACUUGGUGACUCAGAAGUGGCAUGUUUUUAUUCUACUUUUCCUACAGAGGCCCUAUUAUGCUUUUUCUUAUUUUCAGUCAUAUACAGUAUGUACCAGUAUAGUAGUGGAUACUCAUAUUAAAUCUCACCAAAGUUUCAAAUACUGAAGUGAACAUAUUUGAAAGUAACACUGGAGCAUUUAGAGUUUUGAGUGUACAUAAUGUCAGUGAGAGUGAUUUCCUUGAUGUUGUUCAUACACAGGAUGUAACCGGGGACUUUACCAAGGCCAGCGUAAGAUAAAUAAGAAUUCCUUUGGACUGUGACAAAACUGCUUCAGUUAAAGUCCAAGAAUAAAAAUGAAGCUGGACAGAAACCAAAAACAUGCCUUUUACCAUCUUGGGCUUUGUUUCAAGUUUCUUGAGAAUCUGAUAUAAAAUAACUAUAAAAUAAA